Molecule: messenger RNA, 648 nt
Organism: Aspergillus fumigatus Af293
Lineage: Eukaryota; Fungi; Ascomycota; Eurotiomycetes; Eurotiales; Aspergillaceae
Exons: 2
Coding region: 1-648 (215 amino acids)
Source: RefSeq, a predicted model, not a curated record
AUGCCGGCGCGGGAGACCUCGCCAGGCGAGAGCCCACUUGUAGAAGAGCCGGACCGCUUCACGAGAACAGAUUCGAGCAGACCACCACCGGCUGUCCUCGGUGUCGCUCCUAUCUGCUGGCGAAAUGUAGUCAAUGUCACCGCAAGGAAGACGCAGCCGGUUCUGAAUCUACCUUGGGGAAGAAACGAAGAACUGUUCAGGGUUCCCGCUAUUCAACAACAGCAGGUGAUUCGAAAUGAAGCUGAGAACAGAUCUACCGAAGCCAGUGUCAACACCUCUAUCGUUUCCUUUUUGCAAGCCAUUGCAGAUCUGGUUCCUCAGUCUGGACGCCAGUGGACGGCUGAUAGGUCCAAGCUGACGGCAGACUUCAGCACACGGAGACGGCAAAGGCAAUUCGUCGCAUAUACUGAUGACCAGAUGGAGGAUAUCUUCAGUCGUCGGAUUUUGGCACUCAUCGAGUGUAAACAAUCGCAGCGGGAGAAUCAUUCCCCAGCAGUUGAUAUGCAGGAGGUCGCGCAGAUGGUGGCAUGGGUGAAGCAGGACAUCGGCACACCAGGAAAUGAUACACCAGGAAAUGAUACGAGAGUCCUUGUGUCUCAGGACGCGACUGAUAUUUAUAUCUCGGUCUUUCGGUACGACCAGGGUUGA